Molecule: messenger RNA, 2010 nt
Organism: Mya arenaria
Lineage: Eukaryota; Metazoa; Mollusca; Bivalvia; Myida; Myidae
Product: WD repeat-containing protein 46-like
Exons: 15
Coding region: 61-1923 (620 amino acids)
Biological process (GO): maturation of SSU-rRNA from tricistronic rRNA transcript (SSU-rRNA, 5.8S rRNA, LSU-rRNA)
Cellular component (GO): nucleolus; small-subunit processome; 90S preribosome
Molecular function (GO): protein binding
Source: RefSeq, a predicted model, not a curated record
CUUACCAAAAUAGUAAAUAAAAACAACGUGAAACUAAGUUUCAUUGGAUUUUUGCAUGAAAUGGAGAACAAGGAAACAGAUUCAAAGAAUUCUUCGUCAGAACAAAGGGUUGCAGAUAAAUCCAAGUUUAAGAAAAAAGUUAAGCGUUACUAUGACAUACAGUCAGAUGAAACCCAGGAUACAAAGAAAAAGAAAUCUAAAAAUAGAUCAGCCUUCAAAAUGAUGAGUUAUGCAAAUCCAGGGGAGGCGAGCUUGCCUCAGAAAGUGUAUAAAGUGGACAUUGCGCGGACAGACAGACACAGGGUGUGGGAAAAGAAGCAACAGCACAAACUUAACAAGUUGAUUAACAGGGAGAACAUGAGAACGAAGGAGGAUCCGUUUCCCGGGGAGAAGCCAGUUCCUCUGGAGACCAUACAGAAGUACAAGCGUGGAGACAACAUUAACAGUACUCACACACGGACGGUGCGUGGCUCCAAGGACCUGGCCAGACGUGAGAAGAAAGUCCAGUCAGCAGCGAAGGAGUCGGCACGCACAGAACUACUGCUGCAGGAGGAAUCAGGUUGCCUGCAAGCUGAGGAUGGGGAAGAUACAACCUCCAUAUCACAACACGACCUGGCUAAAGCAGUAGACAUCUCCAGUGCAGAAAAGUUUUUCGAGCUCAAACUGCCUGACUUUGGUCCAUAUCGCCUGAAUUACACAAGAAAUGGACGCUUCCUUUUGAUUGGUGGUCACAAAGGUCAUGUGGCUGCAAUUGAUUGGAUGACAAAGAAGCUGCUCUGCGAGGUCAAUGUCAUGGAAACAGUCAACGAUAUCAAGUGGUUGCACCAGGAGACCAUGUAUGCGGUGGCCCAGAAGCAGUGGACGUACAUUUACGACAACCAGGGUAUCGAGCUUCACUGCCUUAAACGUCUUGACUCUGUCCUGCGCAUGGAAUUCCUGCCCUACCACUUCCUCCUUGCCACUGCAAAUGCUAAAGGCUACCUCUCCUACAUUGACGUGUCUAUCGGAGAGAAGGUUGCCGGGUACGGAACACAGAUGGGUCGACUGGAUGUUAUGUGUCAGAAUCCUAGCAACGCUGUUGUAGCACUGGGACACUCAGGAGGCACAGUGACAAUGUGGUGUCCGAAGAUGAAGGAAGCUGCUGUGAAGAUGUUGUGUCACAGCUCCGGUGUCCGCUCCAUUGCAAUUAACAAGGAUGGACAUUAUCUUGCAACAUCAGGGAUAGAUCGUACGAUGCGUAUCUGGGACCUGCGUACAUACAAACAGCUGCAAUCAUACAAAGUGCGGAUGGGGGCGGGGCAACUGGCAUUCAGCCAAACAGGUCUAUUGACUGCCGGCAUGGGAAAUGUGGUCGAGGUAUACGAGGACUGUAUUCGACAGACAGUACAGAAGCCCUACCUGGUGCACCACCUGACCUCGUCAGUGACCGGUGUCCAGUUCUGUCCGUACGAGGACGUACUGGGCGUGGGACACAGUACCGGCUUCUCUAGUCUCAUUAUACCAGGAGCUGGUGAGGCGAACUUUGAUGCCCUAGAGAGCAACCCAUACCAGACGAAGAAACAACGCAAGGAGGCAGAGGUCAAGAUGCUUCUAGAAAAGAUUCCUGCUGAUAUGAUCCAUCUGGAUUCAAACGUCAUUGUUCAGGUCGACAAGAAAGGACUUGAAGACGCCAUUGAACAACACAAUCAACUGAAGCACUUAAAGCCCCAAAAGAUGGAAUAUGAGCCCCGAUAUAAGAAAAAGGGUCGCUCUAAGGGUCAGAAGCUUAUACAGCGGAAAAAAGGGGUUGUGGAGGAAGCACAACGGGAUCAGAUUCGGGAAUCCUUGAAUCAGCGUCAGACCGUGGACCGUGAAAGGGAAGUGACAUCCGCUCGAGAGACUGGGCAUGUGCUUGACCGGUUCAGGCGGAAAGACAAAACAUAGACUGGUUCUGAAGUUUGCUAGAUUAUUUCUGUAGGGAUUCAUCAAUUUAUUGUUACAUGUAAUUGUUAAUAAAGUAUGUGAAUCAUA